CCCGCGCCGCCGUCCCUCGCCUGACGCACGGAGGGGCCGGGACGCGAUUUGCCGCGAGUGACUGGAGCCGCCGCCGCCCAGGCCCGCUCCGCCCCCAGCCCGCCUUCCUCCCGCCUCGCCCUCCGCCUCCGCCCGCGCCUGCCUCGCGUCCCCGCGUCCUCCCUACCGCCCCGGAGCCGUCGGCCGACAGCGCCCGCGCCAGCGCCAGCCAGAGAUCACCCGAGAAGUUGGAAGUACUGUUGAGGGAGUAACUCGAUAGCAGCUGUUUGACAGGAUCAUGCUGGACACUGCGGUUUUUAACUUUGGGUGACAUUUAAGAAAUGAGUGCAGCCUGGUGAAGGGAAGCACAGGUGUUGGAGCCAGGGUAAGUCUGGCUUAGCACAGUGCCUGGCCCUCGUUAAUCAUCUCACAGAAGAGGAAUUCCAAAGUCGCCUCUGUGGUUCUCUUGUGGAUUCUACAGAUCGCAUGAUCUGCCAAGUGAGAUGUGUGUGCUCGCGUCAGGAGCCAUCUAAAUAUUGCAAGAAAGAUCUUGGAGCUGUAAGGUCAAAGAAUAUGAUACUUAAUUGAUUCUUCACCUAAGAGAUCUGCCUGGUCUUCUGACCAACUACGACUGUCCAUACAUCAGGGAAGGCAUGUUGUGGACAUAAACUUUGCUUUUCUUGAAGUGAGGAAGUUUACUGGAGUAAAAUGGAGGCCGCAGUGAUAUUACCCAUUCUGAAGAAAAAACUCGCCUUCCUUUCAGGAGGAAAGGACAGACGAAGUGGCCUCAUUCUGACAAUUCCAUUAUGUCUCGAACAGACAAAUAUGGAUGAGCUGAGUGUCACCUUAGACUACCUACUCAGCAUUCCAAGUGAAAAGUGUAAGGCUAGAGGAUUUACAGUGAUUGUGGAUGGCAGAAAAUCACAGUGGAAUGUGGUGAAAACAGUAGUCUUAAUGCUACAGAACGUUGUUCCAGCUGAGGUGUCCCUUGUUUGUGUAGUGAAGCCAGAUGAAUUCUGGGAUAAGAAAGUAACACAUUUUUGUUUUUGGAAAGAAAAGGAUAGACUUGGCUUUGAGGUUAUUUUAGUGUCUGCCAAUAAAUUGACUCGUUAUAUAGAACCAAGCCAGUUAACAGAAGAUUUUGGUGGGAGUCUCACCUAUGAUCACAUGGACUGGUUAAAUAAGAGGCUGGUUUUUGAGAAGUUUACAAAGGAAUCUACAUCUUUAUUAGAUGAACUUGCUUUGAUUAACAAUGGAAGUGAUAAAGGAAAUCAGCAAGAGAAAGAAAGGUCUGUGGAUUUAAACUUUCUCCCAUCAGUUGAUCCUGAAACAGUUCUGCAGACAGGGCAUGAAUUGUUAUCCGAAUUACAGCAGCGUCGAUUUAAUGGCUCAGAUGGAGGGGUCUCAUGGUCUCCUAUGGAUGAUGAACUGCUUGCACAGCCACAGGUUAUGAAAUUAUUAGAUUCACUGCGAGAGCAAUAUACCCGCUACCAGGAAGUUUGUAGGCAACGUAGUAAGCGUACACAGCUAGAAGAGAUUCAGCAGAAGGUGAUGCAGGUUGUGAACUGGCUUGAAGGGCCUGGAUCAGAACAGCUAAGAGCCCAGUGCGGGAUUGGAGACUCCAUCCGGGCUUCCCAAGCCCUGCAGCAGAAGCACGAGGAGAUCGAGAGCCAGCAUAGUGAAUGGUUUGCAGUAUAUGUGGAACUUAAUCAGCAAAUUGCAGCACUCUUAAAUGCCGGGGAUGAGGAAGAUCUUGUGGAACUGAAGUCGCUGCAGCAACAGCUGAGUGAUGUUUGUUAUCGACAGGCCAGUCAGCUGGAAUUUAGGCAGAAUCUCUUACAAGCAGCUCUUGAAUUUCAUGGCGUUGCCCAAGAUUUGUCUCAGCAGUUGGAUGGCUUAUUAGGGAUGUUGUGCGUAGAUGUAGCACCAGCUGAUGGAGCAUCGAUUCAGCAAACUUUAAAACUGCUUGAAGAGAAGCUGAAAAGUGUUGACGUUGGAUUGCAAGGUUUGCGUGAAAAAGGUCAAGGUCUCCUGGAUCAGAUCUCCAAUCAGGCAUCCUGGGCCUAUGGAAAAGAUGUAACCAUUGAAAAUAAGGAAAAUGUGGACCACAUACAAGGAGUGAUGGAAGACAUGCAGCUUAGGAAACAAAGAUGUGAAGACAUGGUAGAUGUGCGAAGGUUAAAGAUGCUUCAGAUGGUGCAGUUAUUUAAAUGUGAAGAAGAUGCUGCCCAGGCAGUAGAAUGGCUAAGUGAACUUCUGGAUGCUCUGCUUAAGACCCACAUCAGAUUGGGCGAUGAUGCUCAGGAAACGAAAGUUUUACUGGAAAAGCAUAGAAAAUUUGUUGAUGUUGCACAGAGCACUUAUGACUAUGGAAGGCAGCUGCUACAGGCCACAGUUGUGUUGUGCCAGUCUUUGCGCUGUACUUCUCGAUCAUCUGGGGAUACACUUCCUCGACUGAACAGAGUGUGGAAACAGUUUACAAUAGCAUCUGAAGAGAGAGUGCAUAGGCUGGAAAUGGCUAUUGCAUUUCACUCAAAUGCUGAAAAGAUUUUGCAAGACUGUCCAGAAGAGCCUGAAGCUAUUAAUGAUGAGGAGCAAUUUGAUGAAAUUGAAGCAGUUGGAAAAUCACUUUUGGAUAGAUUAACUGUUCCUGUAGUUUAUCCUGAUGGAACUGAACAAUAUUUUGGAAGUCCAAGUGACAUGGCUUCUACUGCAGAACACAUCAGAGACAGGAUGAAACUAGUCAGUCUCAAAAGGCAGCAGCUGAGACAUCCCGAAAUGAUGACCACAGAGAGCUAAUAGCUACCAGCUUCCCGCAGAUGUGCAGUUCACAAUCCCACACGGCGUCGGCAUACUACCGUAUUAGCCACGAUACGUUAAGAUGCAUUUCACAGCCAGGAUAAGCCUCAUUUAUUUCCAUUACACAUUUCUCUCUACAUGUUAACACCGUGCAACUAGCAAGGCAUAAUUAUUUAACACGCUUUGAGACCAUAGACUCCAAGUAUCUUAAAAGAAGAAACUGUAAUCGUUGCACUGAAAACUUGCUUUAAAGCUUUACCUGACCUGUCAGUUUGUAGAUGAACAACUGAUAAUAAGCUUUGAAUGGUGCUAAUAAGAGUUUAGGAAUUCCCUCUAUAAAAAAUGGUUGCCCUUCCUCCCCAGGUGAUGUGGUAAAUUUAGACUAUAGUUAAACUGUUAUUAGUAGACAGUGGUGUCCUUAAAAUUUUACUUUGUGAUUCUUCUUCAGAAUAGAUUAUUUUUAUUGUGUCAGUACGAAGAAAACCUUCAGAUCUUUGAUAUAUCAUAUUCAUUAAAAGACAUUUUCCUAUUUGUAUUGAUAAUGUAUUACAAGUUGUUUGUGCUUAAUAAAAGACUUCUUUUAAACAUCUUAUUUAAUUUGGUGGUUAUAUCCUGUUUUUAAACCUGAGUGCCUUGUUUAAAAGGGCAUUCUUAGGGUUGUGAGGAUGGUUUGAUAUUUGUUUUUUCAUGUUGGUUGCAUGUUUUAGCCAGGAAAUUCAUAUGUAAGCAUGUGUAGAUAAUAAAUAAGCAUGUUUUAUCAUGAAAAAUAAUUGUGAAGGACAAUUUAGAUCUUUAAGAACCUAUGAAUAAUGGAGUAGUACUUGUAAUUGUUCUCUUCUUCAACUUGAAAAAUAGUAUCCAAAUUGUUAACUACUCUGAAGAUACUUUGUCUUUAGUGGAGGAGGGCUGGGAAAGGAGGUAUACAUAACAAGUGUAAUCCUUUAUAUCACAGUAAUCUUUCUGGAACUAAAAUAGCAACUAUUAAUAAAAUUUGAUUUCUCAUGAUAGACUAGAAGCAAAAUUCUGAAGUAGUCUAAUAACAAACACUAUACAACUCUUUUAGAAAUAAAAUUUAUAAAUGCUAGUGCUUUUAAGUUUAUAUUAAGUUUAAAUGGUAAAAUACAUAUAAUUUAAUUUUUGUGUUAAUUUUUAUUUCAGAAAAUGUUUUUGAAAAAGAUUAAAAAUAAUUUUUUAGUCUGUGAUCAAUACAAAAUUAUGCAAAGAAUUGUAUGCUGGUUCCUUUUCAUUGUCUACAAAAAUGCUCAUGUGUCCUCCAAUGCAAAAAACUCCCUCUGAAUCUGCUGGGUUCUUCAGCCUUCUUCACUGCCAGACUUCUGGGAGAAACCCAUACCCAUUGCCCCUACAUCCUCAUUGCUCACUGCUCAGUACCUUGCAGUCUGGUUUUACACAGCACUAUAGUGAAACUGUUCUCAUUGGGCAUCCAGUUACUGAAUUGAAUGAUUUUUUUCUCAGUCUGUGUCCCUUAUCCUUCUCUGUCUCUGCAACCUUUACACCAUUGAGCAGUUUCAAUUUUUUACUCUUUUUCCUAAACAGUGUCUCCUCCCUUGAAGAUGUUAUCUUCUGCCAUAACUGUGAGUACAGUCACAUAACCCUUAUUUAAAAUGUGUCUACUAAAGUGUGCUCUCUCAGAUUUCUGUCUUCAGAAUGCUUCUAGAGGUAUCUCAUCCUUAGGGUUUCUAUUUUAUCCCAAUGUUCUCUGUUACAUAUCAGGUCCAAAAUUCUAGACCUGUACUUUCGACUACCUACUACUUGAUGUUUCAACCUAGAUGAAGUUAUUUAUCAUAGUUUUCACCUUUCUCUUUUUGUGGCAAUUUUGGUUAAGGGUGCAGCCUUUUUUCUAGUCAAACAUGCUAGAAAAUCGGGGGGGCAAGAUUCAACUGCUGCCUCUUGUCUUAUGCUGCCACUGCUGCUGAGAACAUCCAGGAAGUUCUAUAUUUGAUAAUUCUCUCAGUCUUUUAGGGCUUAACUGCUAUGAGUAUGAACUUGCGUGAUUCUUUGUUUCAGUCUUCAUGAUGGUGCUAACUAACCACAUGCUACAAUUGUUUGUUUAUCUCUGUGCCUGCUACAUUAUAAGCUCUUCCCAGGGAAGGAAUCUCGUGGGACUUCUCCUGUUCCCAGCCCUUUACUCAUGCGUAGUAGUUGUUCAGUUCCCAUGUACGUGAAUGGUCUAUUGUAGCAUCAGUACUAAUCGCUCUUAUAUUGUCGUCUUAAAUGUGUUUUAAACAUAUUUCCUAAAGUUAGGACUGACUUAUAAGUGAAUCUACUUGUAAUGAAAUCAUUUGGUAUUUUAGAUACUUAAAUAUUAGCUAAUUUAGAUAUUUAGUUAUACUCAAUAUCUAUUUCUUCUGCUGAAUUUCAGAGUAGAGUGUUUUUAUUAAGACUGUGCUAGAAAUGAACUAGAUUGUAAGUAAUGAGAUUCAGUUCUACCAUCAACUCACCUACUUAUCAUCAAAUGAGUUAAUUUUUAUAUGCCUUAAGCUAUCCUGCCUACAGCAAGAGUAAAAUAAGGCAGUAUCUGGAAAUGUUAUUUGUAAUUUUAAUAUUUCUGAUGAAGCUGAAUAUGCUUUUAACAUAAUAUUGUUGCUCUUCAUUUGUAAAUUUGUUGCUACUUUCUAUAUGUAUAUCUAUAUAUACACAUACAGUUAUGAAUGAAAACCCAACAGUGCUCUAAUGUGAUUUUUUUUUUCAUAGAGUCGUAGUUCGCUUAGAGUACAUGUGAAGGAAGUGACUGCAGUCUGUUUGAAAUCACAAGCUUUUUGUACAUCAUAAAUUGACAUUGGCCCGCAAAUGUAGCGGAGAAAGAACCAUCAUUUCUAAUUGGUAUAUGCCACAACUUUCCACAUUACUUUAGCCCAUCUCAGGGAAUUAUUGAAGUGUUGAUUGGGCUAGUUUCGUUUUGUUCUUUGGUUUGGAGGGUUUCUUUUUUUCUUUGGCUUGCUCCUUGUGUAUUUGCUCUUGUGUAAGCUCAGUAUAUGAUGGCAGUUUUGGCAUCUGUUCUUCACACAUGUCUAACCCAGAAGAGUUAUGAUGCAAAGAUGAUAACUUCAUUUCAGAUCAAAUUGGCUUUGUUCCCAGUCUUCAUUGUUGGUGACCGUAUUCUGCUAGGAUGACUCAUGGGUGGUGUUGAUGAAACUGCUCAGCCUGCCAGCUGGGAUGCUGAUGGCAGGUCGAGGCUUCAUUGCUGUGUAGAAGAUUGGAUAUUUCUCUCGCUUUGUAGGCAUUUAAAUUGGCCGUUGCUCCCAAGUGUUACUUAGUGUUAAUGUGUUUGUUGUUUGUUUCAUGACCCCUUCAGUUGACAUAUGAUGUGCUAUUUAGUUGUUUAUUAUUAUUGUUAGUCACAUACUCCUUAAUAUGAACAUGACAAUUACUUACUUUUCUGAUCGUGCUGAGCAGACCGUACUCUCAUCGUACAUAAACCCAUUGUAACCAAAGGCAUGAUCGUGAGAUGAGCCGAACCUAUGUCACUGUACAGUCUAUGUUUGGAGAAAGAAUUCAGCAUUCUCUACUAUGUUGUAAGUUCCUUGCCAGAGAGAUUGGAUGUUACUGUGUAUUUUUCCCAUCUCACAGGACCAUGGUAAAGUACUAUGGCUGCUAAAAACUAAACAUACUAUGGUUACUCAAGUCCUCCACAUCUUGAAUCUAUUGAAAACGGUACAGGCAACUAACAUCAUCAGUAAGCGUCAUCAAUGACAAGAGUUGUGUGAUUGGGGUAUCUUUGCUUAAACCCCCAAAGGAAAUAUCUCUAGGAUUAACAAGAUAAGCUGGAACGUAGCUGGACAGUUUCCUAAUUAGCAAACUUACCAGUGUUAACCUUCAGUUCUCAAAAAGCUUCAGUUGCGAGUAGAAAAUACUCUUCUGUUAUGUAGGGCAACAAAUACCUUGAUGCGGCAAAAUGAAGUAUGGAUUUAACAUCUGCCAUUAUUUGACCUCAGUGUGUGCUACAGAAAAGCCUAGGUUUAGCUUAGAAGCAUAAAUAAUGGCAAGCAUAGUAGAGGAAAAAUCAGAAAAGCCGAUAUAAGAACUGCAGUGAAUAUAAUGGAAAGAGUUUGGAGUUUGAAUACCUGACUUCAGAAUCUGGCUUUGCCAUUUAUUGACCUUGAUAAAAAUCACUAAACUCUGGGUCUGUGAAAUAGAGAAAUCAUAUCAAAUUUUAAGAAUGAAAUACAAUCGUUAGAAAAUGUGUUGAAAACUAAAAUGUUAUCCAAAAUGGAAGGUAUUAUUACUAUGAUUAUCUUUUCAAAAUAGAGCAUUCUUUAAUCCUGCUUGUGUCUCAGAUGACAGGCAAGGGGUCGUGGGGGACAUGGCAUGUUGUUUACGCUCACUGCCCUAAGCUCCAUUUCUCCUCCAUUCAGAAUUACAGACUGAAAAUGCUAAGGGUGGAGUUGGUGAGCCUGUCAGUAAAUAACAAGACUUUUGUACCUGAUAAAUUAACUUUUAUGGCAGGAUGAUAGACCAGCAAGAUGGAAGACAAGUGAGGAGUAGCAUCUGCUUGGAGAUUGACAAGACAUGACACAAUUCCGUUAAUGAGGAAGAAAGUAAAUACAAGCAAGUCGUACUCGGAGGGAGUCUUAGUGAGUCAGCCCCAACCUGUAGAAACAGGAGCACGAAUCUGUUAAGAUAUUUAUAAAGUGUCCUAGUAAUGAGGGAAAAAGCAUGACUUGAGACUCUCCUUAGUGCUGUUACGUUAGACAGAAGCAAUCUUGGUAAGCUUGGACAGUGAUAAUACCAGAAAAAGACUGGUCCUAUGCUAGAGCGUGACAGAACUAAAGAUGCUCCAUGAAGUAGCAUAAAUACAGGAGAAUCUUGAAGACUGGAAAAGGUUUAUGGAUAUGAUGCUGAAUAGCAUGACUGCGAUAUUUUAAAGCAAACUUCAAAACUUGACACUAGUCUGUGUGCUUCAAGAAAAAGCAGAGCCUGUACUAGAACAUGAAGAACUUAGAGAUCAAAGGAAAGCCAGGACUAUGACUAAAUAUUUUGAAAGCAGUGAGUAAAUUUUUAAAAGAAUCAAGGUUAUUUUUGUUAAAGAACUUGUAUGAGGCAAUGCAUAUAAUACCUAUAUAUAGUGAUAUAAGAGUUCUUAGCAAAUAACUAAAAAUAGUUACCAACUGCUAGAUAUUAAGAGCAGUGUUGUUAUGGAUUUUAAGUCAGGCAUGUGGAAAACUAUUUCUGACAAAAGGCUGUUGAAAUCUGAAGCCAUUCUUGGUGAAUCUCAAGGAGUCACCUUAGAAGUAUUUACAAGUCAAAUGCCAUUUCUUUAGGGUGUCCCCAGAUGCAUCCCUUGUCCCUUGGAGAGAGGAAGAUAAUUCAAAUGUCCUUCCACUCAGACCACAGGGGCCUGUUCACUAUGAUCAAGCCUCACGUUGUGUUUUGGGUCUACACAUCUUCUCUAUUAUAGAGAAGUUACCCUGGUUCUUUUCUAGUUUAGAAGAUUAAAAACCAUUACUAUGCUUAGUUUUUCUCUUAAAAAUGUUUCUUCAUCUUAGCUCUUACGUUAGGCUACACAGCCAACAAAUUUGCUCAGAAUACACCAGAGAUAUAUGCAUUUGUGUUUUUUUAAAUGUGUGAGGGGAUCGAAAUGUCACUUUGACAAUUUUGAGCCAGAAUAGAUUUGAGAACUGAUUGCUCACCUCACACUCAGGACUAUCCUUUCAUAAGCUCUUAAGUUUCUAAAUUGACACUGAUUGGAAGAAUUUGGUGUUUAUAUUGCCAUGAGAUCAGCAAUGAAAUUCUCAGCAGCAUUAUUUGGUAAGCAUUUCACCCUGGAGUUUUUCCCCCAAUAUUGUAUUAUAAAAAUUUUCAAACAUAAAAAGCUACAAUUUUUUGUACUCACCACCCAGAUGAUAGUGUUAACUGUACUUAUCUCAUGUCCAUCCAUCAAUUCAUCAAUCCAGAUUAUUUUUUUGGUGCAUUUUAAAUUACAAUCAUCUAUACACUUCCUACUGAAAUACUUUAGCAUACAUAUCAUUAGCUAGACUUCAACAUUUGCUUACAUUUUUUCUUUUGAUGUAAAAUUAGCAUACAAUGAAGUGCAUAAAUCUUAAGUGCGCAUCCCCUGUGUUUUGGCAAUGUAUAAGGUGCUAUCAGAAUAUAAAGUAUUAUCAGAAAAUUUCCACAAGGCUCUUUCCAGUCAAUCCUUGUCCCCACCCCCCACCCCCAAAAGCAACCACUGUUCUUUUUGUCUACCAUAAAUCAGAUUUGUCUGUUCUAGCUCUUCAUGUAAAUAGAGUCACACAGCAUGUACUCUUUCUAGAACCCUUCUUCAAUUACCAUGUUUUGGUAAUUUAUCCAUGUUGUUGGGUGUAGUAGUAGUUCACUCCUUUUUAUUGCUGAGUAGUAUUCCAUUGUAUGACUAUUUUGUAGUUUAUUUAUCCAUUUUCCUAUUUAUGAAUACAUAGGCUGUUUCCAGUAUUGGCAAUUAUAAAUAAAGCUGCUUUGAUUAUUCUUAAGAUAAGUCUUAUAUGAACAUAGGCUUUCAUUUCUCUUGGGGGAAUACCUAGGAUUAGAAUUUCUGUGUUAUAGGGUAGUUUUAAAAGAAACUGCAAUACCUUUUUCCAAUGUGGUUGUACUGUGUCCUGGAUUUUCACUAUAUUUUGGAUGUGUAGAAAGCUGUAAACUAUUUUUAUGACUCGUAUUUGAAAUAUUAGAAGUGGGUUUGGGAUGGAAAUGGGGUUGUUCACAGUUGGCAGUUGGUAUUAUUUGAGGGAAGCAAGUACCUGUCUGCCCAAAACAGCUCCUGAAGGGGUUCCUAUGCCUGAAAUUUUAACAUUAGUUUCAGUCCUUGAAAGAUUAAAGCACUUACCCAAGGCUGGUGAUGUAUUAGCUAGAAGAAACAGCACUGGUAUAUCUUUGUUACUAACUUUUGCCACCCGUUUUCAGUAGGUAAAAUAAGACUGAUAAUUAAACAGAAAAGAUUCUUUCUGUUCAGUGGGGGCAGGAGGUAUAGUAAAAAACGUGCUGCUCAUCAGUCCCAGGCCCAGCAAUGUGAGAGAGGGCCACCUGGACAGGGAAGUCCCCAAAUGGUGGUCAAGAAACCAGAAAACGGGGUGGGAAGAAUUCUACCUCACAGUUGUGCAUAGGAGAUAGCUAUGUUUUUGCAGAACAUUUUAGCCUUUAAAAAUCAUAUUUUCAGUGUUGUCUCUUUAUCCAGUACCACCCAGCUACAGUUAUUUCACACCCUAGUGACUUUCUUAACUACUGUGUUUUACCCUUCCAGUCUAUUCUGUUACAUAUAGCAGUUACUGUAUGAGCCUGUAAAAUUAUAAUCAUGUAUGUUUCCAAUGCUCGUGUUCAAAGGUAUUAAUGUAUGGUUCAUCCAAUCUUUCCUAUUCAUUUUUAAGGGCUGGGAUAUUUGGCUUCUACUGUAAAUCCUUAUAAUGUUCCAUACAUUGUAAAUGCAAUAAAAAUAUUAAAAACUAUAAUUAAUGGCAGCAGAUUUUGAUAUGUAUUUCUUUGAUAUGUUAUCACUGUGGACAAUAAGUUUGGUUUCUGUUAAUAAAGAUUGUUCAUAAAAUCUA
Molecule: messenger RNA, 10313 nt
Organism: Diceros bicornis minor
Lineage: Eukaryota; Metazoa; Chordata; Mammalia; Perissodactyla; Rhinocerotidae
Gene: SESTD1
Product: SEC14 and spectrin domain containing 1
Exons: 22
Coding region: 688-2778 (696 amino acids)
Source: RefSeq, a predicted model, not a curated record